Molecule: messenger RNA, 309 nt
Organism: Coprinopsis cinerea okayama7#130
Lineage: Eukaryota; Fungi; Basidiomycota; Agaricomycetes; Agaricales; Psathyrellaceae
Exons: 2
Coding region: 1-309 (102 amino acids)
Source: RefSeq, a predicted model, not a curated record
AUGGCCGAAAGUCUGUCUCCAGAAUGCACACCGCUCAAACUCAAGUACGAUUCUUGCUUUAAUUCGUGGUUUGAAGGGUACUUGGAGCCUGCUGUGGCUGCUACACCCAAGGAACGGGCUGCGUAUUCGAAGAAGAAGGCGGAGGAGUUUCAGAAAAAAUGUGGAAGUGUUUGGGAGCAGUAUCGUGAAUGUGUGCAGAAAGCUGUGAAAGAGCGGGGUCUUGACAAGCUGCUGGAGCAAGCUCGACAGGAGAAUCCUCUGACAGAGCCACCUCCAAAUACGCCACCUUCGACGGCGCCAAAAUCAUAG